GUAUGAUUCAGAAGGCGACAGCUGCAGGAUACCAGACAUUUAAAUAGGAUCCAAUAGGAUAGGAUACUCUUCUUAAACUCUCUUUUUAGAAAGGACUACCGAGUAGGAAAUAAACUAUUCUGGUGUUGUUCAACUUAAAGCUACUGGUAUAUAAUGAUUCAGAUCUUUCUCUUGUCUGCAUCAGCCUUGUUGGCUCUGUCGUAUGCCGCUCCUUCCGGUUCCUGUACUCUGAAUGGACUGAUUGUGAAAGACGGAGACAUUUUUAACCUGCCAGGAUUCUCUCAGUGUACUAAGUACAAGUGUUUAAAUGGGAAACCAGUCGUUCUCCAGGAAGGCUGUGAGUUUGAAGGCAAAUGUAUUCGAGUCAAAGGGACAUUGGUCAAGGACUGCGUUACGUAUUCUUGUUCAAAGUCGACAGAAAGUGGCAUCAACACAUUUUCGACCACCAUCACUAAAAUACAGUGUAAAGACGUAAAUGGCAUUUGUCGCAGGCCAGGAAGUACAUUUAAAUUUACUAUGAACGGAAGGACCUACGACAAGUGCACUUGUGCCGUUAUAGGCAACUCCUCGAACUACAGCUGUUCUUAAGGAAUUACAGAUGCUUUUUAAAAAAAAAGUACUGUUUAGGGUGUUAUUCAGUUGAUAGUAAAUAAGCCUUACACAUUGAACGGACUGCACUAUCACAAAUCUUUGUGACUUUUUUAUAUGUCUUUGUGACUUUUUUCCAUGUCUGUGUGACUUGUUUCUAUGUAUGUGUGACUUGUUUCUAUGUCUGUGUGACUUGUUUCUAUGUCUGUGUGACUUGUUUCUAUGUAUGUGUGACUUGUUUCUAUGUCUGUGUGACUUGUUUCUAUGUCUGUGUGACUUGUUUCUAUGUCUGUGUGAAUGCCUUUUCGAGGACUAGACUAAAGAAUGGAACAAGCAGAAUAUUAACAAAAUCUUUUUUUUUAAACAAAGUUUAUCUAAAGAGAAAGAACUCGUCCUUACAACUAUAACAAUAAUGUACACGUUAUUUCCCUUUUUCGAUAUCAAACAAAAUAAUUAGUAACAAUAAUAAAUUGACUAAUUGAGUAUUUUUGUUUAUUGAUUCAUGGUUGAUCACGUACAAUAAAUGAUUGUUUAAAUUAUCACCUUGAUCGGAGAAUGCGUGAGGGAGAAAUAUCAUCUACAUCUAUAUAAGGGGACUAAAUCCAACAAAUUUAGCCAAAUCUGUCUGAAGUAUUAGUUUCCCUUGAUGCUAUUAAAAAAAAUAAUGAACCAACA
Biomphalaria glabrata is the source of this 1263-nucleotide messenger RNA. RefSeq lists its product as uncharacterized. The transcript is spliced from 5 exons. The coding region runs from base 154 to 588 and encodes 144 amino acids. The record is from RefSeq and is a predicted model, not a curated record. NCBI's taxonomy places the organism in Eukaryota, Metazoa, Mollusca, Gastropoda, Planorbidae.